Trichechus manatus latirostris (Florida manatee) is the source of this 6439-nucleotide messenger RNA. It is a transcript of the gene SMC1A, whose product is annotated as structural maintenance of chromosomes 1A. Bases 82 to 3783 code for a protein of 1233 amino acids. Gene Ontology annotation, cellular component: meiotic cohesin complex; nucleus; chromosome. Gene Ontology annotation, molecular function: ATP binding; ATP hydrolysis activity; DNA binding. The transcript has 25 exons. Gene Ontology annotation, biological process: sister chromatid cohesion. Lineage: Eukaryota; Metazoa; Chordata; Mammalia; Sirenia; Trichechidae. The record is from RefSeq and is a predicted model, not a curated record.
UGCGGUGUUUCCCGCGCGGGCUACCGAGUUGCAGGGCGUACGGCGCGGCCUCUCGUAACCGCUGCCGGCGCCUCCGCCGUCAUGGGUUUCCUUAAACUGAUCGAGAUCGAGAACUUUAAGUCGUACAAGGGGCGACAGAUCAUCGGACCAUUUCAGAGGUUCACAGCCAUCAUUGGACCUAAUGGCUCUGGUAAGUCAAAUCUCAUGGAUGCGAUCAGUUUUGUGCUGGGUGAAAAGACCAGCAACCUUCGGGUAAAGACCCUGCGGGACCUGAUCCACGGAGCUCCUGUAGGCAAGCCAGCUGCUAACCGGGCUUUUGUCAGCAUGGUAUACUCUGAGGAAGGUGCUGAGGACCGCACCUUUGCCCGCGUCAUUGUUGGGGGUUCUUCUGAGUACAAGAUCAACAACAAAGUGGUCCAGCUACAUGAGUACAGUGAGGAAUUAGAGAAGUUGGGCAUUCUCAUCAAAGCUCGUAACUUCCUCGUCUUCCAGGGUGCUGUGGAAUCUAUUGCCAUGAAGAACCCCAAAGAGAGAACAGCUCUAUUUGAAGAGAUCAGUCGCUCUGGGGAGCUGGCCCAAGAGUAUGACAAGCGAAAGAAGGAAAUGGUGAAGGCUGAAGAGGAUACUCAGUUUAAUUACCAUCGCAAGAAAAACAUUGCAGCUGAACGUAAGGAGGCCAAGCAGGAGAAGGAAGAGGCUGACCGCUACCAGCGCCUAAAGGAUGAGGUGGUGCGAGCUCAGGUACAGCUGCAGCUUUUUAAGCUUUACCACAAUGAAGUGGAAAUUGAGAAGCUCAACAAGGAAUUGGCCUCUAAGAACAAGGAAAUCGAGAAGGACAAGAAACGUAUGGACAAGGUAGAGGAUGAGCUGAAGGAGAAGAAGAAGGAGCUGGGCAAAAUGAUGCGGGAGCAGCAGCAGAUUGAGAAGGAGAUCAAGGAGAAGGACUCAGAGCUGAACCAGAAGCGGCCUCAGUACAUCAAAGCGAAGGAGAAUACCUCUCACAAAAUCAAGAAGCUGGAAGCAGCCAAAAAGUCCCUGCAGAAUGCUCAGAAGCAUUACAAGAAGCGUAAAGGUGACAUGGAUGAGCUGGAGAAGGAGAUGCUAUCAGUAGAGAAAGCCCGACAGGAGUUUGAGGAACGAAUGGAAGAGGAGAGCCAGAGUCAGGGCAGAGAUUUGACCCUGGAGGAGAACCAGGUGAAGAAGUACCACCGGUUGAAAGAAGAAGCCAGCAAGAGAGCAGCUACCCUGGCCCAGGAGCUAGAGAAGUUCAAUCGAGACCAGAAAGCUGACCAGGACCGGCUAGAUCUGGAAGAGCGGAAGAAAGUUGAGACAGAGGCCAAGAUCAAGCAAAAGUUGCGGGAGAUUGAAGAGAAUCAGAAGCGGAUUGAGAAACUGGAGGAAUACAUUACCACUAGCAAGCAGUCCCUAGAGGAGCAAAAGAAGCUAGAGGGGGAGCUGACAGAGGAGGUGGAAAUGGCCAAGCGGCGUAUUGAUGAGAUCAAUAAGGAGUUGAACCAGGUGAUGGAGCAGCUGGGGGAUGCCCGCAUCGACCGCCAGGAGAGCAGCCGCCAGCAGCGAAAGGCAGAGAUCAUGGAAAGUAUCAAGCGCCUUUAUCCUGGCUCUGUGUAUGGCCGCCUCAUUGACCUCUGCCAGCCCACACAAAAGAAGUAUCAGAUUGCUGUAACCAAGGUUUUGGGCAAGAACAUGGAUGCCAUUAUUGUAGACUCUGAGAAGACAGGCCGGGACUGUAUUCAGUAUAUCAAGGAGCAGCGUGGAGAGCCUGAGACCUUCUUGCCUCUUGACUACCUGGAGGUAAAGCCUACAGAUGAGAAACUCCGGGAGCUCAAGGGGGCCAAGCUAGUGAUUGAUGUGAUUCGCUAUGAGCCACCUCACAUCAAAAAGGCCCUGCAGUAUGCUUGUGGCAACGCCCUUGUCUGUGACAAUGUGGAGGAUGCCCGCCGCAUUGCCUUUGGAGGCCACCAGCGCCACAAGACAGUGGCAUUGGAUGGGACCCUAUUCCAGAAGUCAGGAGUAAUCUCUGGUGGGGCCAGUGACCUGAAGGCCAAGGCACGACGCUGGGAUGAGAAAGCAGUAGACAAGUUGAAAGAGAAGAAGGAGCGACUGACAGAGGAGCUGAAAGAACAGAUGAAAGCAAAACGGAAAGAGGCAGAGCUGCGUCAGGUGCAGUCUCAGGCCCAUGGACUGCAGAUGCGGCUCAAGUACUCACAGAGUGACCUAGAACAGACCAAGACACGACAUCUAGCCCUGAAUCUGCAGGAAAAGUCCAAGCUGGAGAGUGAACUAGCCAACUUUGGGCCUCGCAUCAAUGAUAUCAAAAGGAUCAUCCAGAGCCGAGAGAGGGAAAUGAAAGACUUGAAGGAGAAGAUGAACCAGGUAGAAGAUGAGGUAUUUGAAGAGUUUUGUCGGGAGAUUGGUGUGCGCAACAUUCGGGAGUUUGAGGAAGAGAAGGUGAAGAGGCAGAAUGAAAUCGCCAAGAAACGUUUGGAGUUUGAGAAUCAGAAGACUCGCUUGGGCAUCCAGUUGGAUUUUGAAAAGAACCAGCUAAAGGAGGACCAAGAUAAAGUGCACAUGUGGGAGCAGACAGUGAAAAAGGAUGAGAAUGAGAUAGAAAAGCUCAAGAAGGAGGAGCAGAGACACAUGAAGAUCAUAGAUGAGACCAUGGCCCAGCUACAGGACCUGAAGAACCAGCACCUGGCCAAGAAGUCAGAGGUGAAUGACAAGAAUCACGAGAUGGAGGAGAUUCGUAAGAAACUGGGAGGUGCCAACAAGGAAAUGACCCACUUACAGAAGGAGGUGACAGCCAUUGAGACCAAGCUUGAACAGAAGCGCAGUGACCGCCACAACCUGCUACAGGCCUGCAAGAUGCAGGACAUCAAGUUGCCACUGUCUAAGGGCACCAUGGACGAUAUUAGUCAGGAAGAGGGUAGCUCCCAGGGGGAGGAUUCAGUGAGUGGUUCCCAGAGAACUUCCAGUAUCUAUGCACGAGAGGCCCUCAUCGAGAUUGACUACGGUGACCUGUGUGAGGAUCUGAAGGAUGCCCAGGCUGAGGAGGAGAUCAAGCAGGAGAUGAACACACUGCAGCAGAAGCUGAAUGAGCAGCAGAGUGUACUCCAACGCAUUGCUGCCCCCAACAUGAAGGCCAUGGAAAAGCUGGAAAGUGUCCGAGACAAGUUCCAGGAGACCUCAGAUGAGUUUGAGGCAGCCCGAAAGCGAGCCAAGAAGGCCAAGCAGGCAUUUGAACAAAUCAAGAAGGAGCGCUUUGACCGCUUCAAUGCUUGUUUUGAAUCUGUGGCCACCAACAUUGAUGAGAUCUAUAAGGCCCUGUCACGCAACAGCAGCGCCCAGGCAUUCCUGGGCCCUGAGAACCCUGAGGAGCCCUACUUGGAUGGCAUCAACUAUAACUGCGUAGCUCCUGGCAAACGCUUCCGACCUAUGGACAACUUGUCAGGGGGGGAGAAAACAGUGGCAGCUCUGGCCCUGCUCUUUGCCAUCCACAGCUACAAGCCAGCCCCCUUCUUCGUCUUGGAUGAGAUCGAUGCUGCCCUGGAUAACACCAACAUUGGCAAGGUGGCAAAUUACAUCAAGGAGCAGUCGACUUGCAACUUCCAGGCCAUCGUCAUCUCUCUCAAGGAGGAGUUCUACACCAAGGCUGAGAGCCUCAUUGGAGUCUAUCCUGAGCAAGGGGACUGUGUGAUCAGCAAAGUCCUGACCUUCGACCUCACCAAGUACCCAGAUGCCAACCCUAACCCCAAUGAGCAGUAGCAGUAGUUCUGCCCUCCCACCCUGUCUGGAUCCCUCAGCUGCCCCUCUCCCAAUCUCUGGCUGUUUGGCUCCCCACCUUCCCCUACCUCCUGGCCAUGUUUGGUAUAGUCAUGGGAAUUUAGGCACUGCUGUCAGGCAUGAAGAAGAACAGAGGUGACGUUAGGUCUGGACCAAAAGUUCCUGAGCUACAGGGAGCAUCCUGGCCUCUGGAAGGAGGUGCUGAGCUGAGCUGAACUGAACUGAGCUGAACAGGGCCAUCUGUCCACUUCCUGCUUCCUGUCCCCUCGCGCCAUCACCCAUAAUCAUGGGCCCCUUGCCCACUGUAUGUGUAGGUAUAUGUGUGUGGGUAUAUGUGUGUACUCGUGUGUAUGUGGGUGUGUUUGCAAACUAAUAAAGGUAUUGGAGACUUGUUUUAUAAGGAGCCUAGGCUGAAUUUGAUUCCAAGAGAGCUUAGGAUGACAGCACGUCAGAGCUACACAAAGGUACUCAGGACCUCAUAGGAUUCUUAGGCAGUCACCUGAAACUGCCUUCAUUCAUUCAUUCAUUCAUUCAUUUAUGUAUUCACUCAUUCAUCAAACACAUACUGAACACCCACUAUUUGUCAGGCUGUAUGCUAGGAAUACAGAGCUGAACCAGACGUGAUCGCUACCCUCCUAGUAAGGAGAUGAAAAUGGGCUCAUGAAUUACUGAUUAAUAGAAUGUCAUAUGUAAGGGUACUUUGUAUUUUAGAAGAGUAAGAUCACCUUCAGGCUUCCUAGAGAAGUUUACAUUUGAAUGGGACCUUGACAAAUUAGUAGGAUUUGAUCAGGCACUAGGAGCAGAGCAAGGGACAGUUACAGGUUCUAGUCCCAUUUUUUAUCACUUACUAGUUUGACCUUGGGCAAGUCAUUUGACCUUUCUGUGCCUCAGUUUCCUCAUUUGUAAAAUGGGUCUAACAAUAUUACCUACCUCAUAGGAUUUAAUGAUGUCAAGCUCCUCACUGGAGGCCUUAUCCGUGCCUGGAGUUCACUAGGUGCUGACUCCUCAGAAUACAAACCUUUUCAUGCCUGGACCAUGAGGACUUCUGAUCCUGGUUCUUAGGAACAGUAGGAGCUUCCAAAUCUUGGAGUUGCUGAAUGCCCUGGUUGCUGGGAAAGUCCCACAGCACUGAUGGGGUUUGCCUGAUAAGUGAAGGGCCUAAGGAAGCCUAUAGCUUCAACCAUGUGUAGUAACAGUUCCUGAGCCCCAACAUGGGUUGUGAGGAAGUAGGGGAGAGAGAGCCUGUGCCACAUCCCAGCAUAACAUGUUGCGAGGUUCCUUUUGUGAGCUAAUCUGGUUAGUUGUUGGGACUUCGCAGAGGCAGCAAAGCCUGGUGCAGUGAGUUCAGCCUUCACUCAUUCACAUACACUGUCAGACUUUUGGCUUAUUCUAGUCUGUAUAUUUUUGUGUUAUAAAAGUUAAAUCAAUUUUAAUGACCCAAGUAAUGCAUGAAUCCAGUCUCCUUUUAAGAAAUUAGGUGGUUAAAGAUAAAGCUAGCCUCCUUUGACUGCGGCUUCUGAUCCUGAUCCCUUCCCCCUCCUCGUGUUUAACUGCUGUUAUGUUUGUUGUACAUCCAUCUAGACUUUGUUUUAAUACUUUUACAUACAGAUGUGAAUUCAUUGAAAAUAUUGUGCUUGAUGAAAUGGUAUAUUGAAUUGUUCUGCAGCUUGCUUAAUUUUUUGAGACCUAUGCAUGUUGCUACAUGUAGAUGUACUUCUUUGUAAUUUCUGCAUAGAUUGCCAUCAUAUGACUGUACCACAUUUCACGUACCCAUUUCUUUUGUGAUGGACAUUAACAUGUUUUCAGUUUUUGCUAAUGCAAAGUACUACAUGGAGUAUCCUUGUAGAUGUGGGAAAGUGUGUGUGAAAGAACAUAUGUGAAAGUUUUACCUAGGGAUGAUAGCUGGAAGUGGAAUUGCAGAGUCAUAGGAUUUUUAUAUUUUUGUUUUUGAUGGAUACUUCCAAAUUGCCCUUCUGUUUACUCAAUAUUUUUCCUGGGGUUAUCCUCAGCCUAGCAUUGUUACCUACUUUAGUUUCAUCCUAAGCAGUGAUAUCCAUGAAAUCACGGGUUUGAUGUGCUGAUUAUGUAUUUUUCUACUAUAUAUUAAAAUGCAUAGUUAUUAAAACAAACUAAAUUUGUCUGUGUUCAACCAAAAAGUCACAUACCACCAGUGCUACAUGUACCAUACUUUGGGAAAUGCUGGAUGAUACGGAACAGCACAACUUGGGCGUCAGACCUGGUUCAAAUCCUAGCUGUAGAAACUUGGGCAAGUUACUUCACCUCUCGGGACCAGUUUCCCCAUCUGUAAAAAGAAAUAAUAAGCACCUGCCUUGCAGUGCAGAGAAAAUUAAAUGAAAUAUGUUUAAAGCAAUCUAGCUAGUGCCAGGAUCGUUACAGGCCUUUAGAGGUAGCAAUUGCUAUUCUCCCCCACUUUACAGGUGUGGAAAUUGAGGGCCAGAAAGGUUAAGUGAGUCAGCAAGAGUGAUCCAGUUAGCAGAUAAUGGCUUGGAUUUGAACCCAGGUCCCCGAAUUCAGUCUAGUGAUUUCUCCACUAUGCACGUGGUUGUCAACUUUGGCUGUGUAUCAGAAAUCCUUGGUGAAGGUUCUUUUUUUCCAAAGCAACAUAUACAUGAAAUGA